AUGGCGACAUCUUUUGAGAUACUGCAACUUCCUGACAUAUUUCUCUUGUUCAGAGCUCCGUACAUAUUACAGAGUGAUAAUGGGUCAGAGUUCGCAGCCGAAGUGAUCAAUGAGCUGAAAAUCAUCUGGCCCAAACUUGUCCUCAUUCAUGGAAAGCCUCGACAUCCACAGAGCCAAGGAUCCGUGGUUGCAUGGAUGGAAGACAACAACACCACGAAUUGGAGCAUUGGAAUCAAGUUUGUCCAGUUCCAGAAGAAUUCCAGCUUGCAUGCAGGUAUUCGCAGAUCACCCUAUGCAGCCAUGUUUGGAUGUGAGGCCAAAGUGGGCCUGACAAUGUCCUCGCUGCCUGAUGAGGUAAUUCAAAGGAUGCAGUGUGAGGAUGAUAUGCUAGCUGUGCUCACCACCGGUCAAAACGGAGAGGAACCAGGUCCUGUUCCCAGCGCUGAAUCAGCCGAAGUUAACUUUGAUACGGAACGUGCAUCGCCCGAAAACGGUUUGAGCCGCAGAGAGAAUAAUAUCAUUGCCCAGAGAAAAGGUGCCCAUACGAGUCAACUUACCCAGGCUGAACGCAAGGUCAAACGGAGUCGAAUUGACCUUGCAGCCGGCGAACCACUUGAUAAUGCUGCUGUCCCUAUUCCACUGGUACAUAGGGGUCGAGGUGAUCCUCGGAACAUUCUCGGUGUCGUCUUGUAA
This is a messenger RNA of Penaeus indicus, 693 nucleotides long. RefSeq names its product KRAB-A domain-containing protein 2-like. Gene Ontology annotation, molecular function: nucleic acid binding. NCBI's taxonomy places the organism in Eukaryota, Metazoa, Arthropoda, Malacostraca, Decapoda, Penaeidae. The transcript has a single exon. The coding region runs from base 1 to 693 and encodes 230 amino acids. The record is from RefSeq and is a predicted model, not a curated record.